Messenger RNA from Aspergillus wentii DTO 134E9, 2132 nucleotides. Its product is annotated as flavin monoamine oxidase family protein. Gene Ontology annotation, molecular function: polyamine oxidase activity; L-amino-acid oxidase activity. The transcript has a single exon. Bases 51 to 2054 code for a protein of 667 amino acids. Gene Ontology annotation, biological process: amino acid catabolic process. NCBI's taxonomy places the organism in Eukaryota, Fungi, Ascomycota, Eurotiomycetes, Eurotiales, Aspergillaceae. The record is from RefSeq and is a predicted model, not a curated record.
AACCAUGCUGGAUCAACCCUCUCAUCCAUCAUCCAUCAUUCAUCAGCACAAUGGCCACAAAACCUGCCGGAUACCCCGCUGAAUUCAUCGACUAUCGUGCCAAACGGGCUAAGACACUCAUUCGCGAUGACGUCUCUGUGGAGCUCAAUACUAUUAUCGAGAACCUCAAGACGUCCGCGAAGUCCCAAAACCUCGAAAGCUUGGCCACAUAUGCGAAGCCCCAGGCCCCCGAAAGCCUGAGCUCACUUGUGCCAGGAAACUUUUUAUCAGAGCCGGUGGACCCCCACGAUCUCCCGAUCGAUCCAGAUCUCGACAAGAGAAAGAAGGGCGAGCUUAAGACGGAACCGCUCGAAAAACCUUAUAAGCUGUGUAUUAUCGGAGCGGGCAUAACGGGUUUGUACAUUGCUCUCAUCCUCGAUAGUCUCAAAAUCAAGAAUGUAUCCUACACUAUCCUCGAGAGGGGCGAACGUGUUGGAGGGCGCGUCUACACCCAGAAAUUUUCCGAUAAGGAACACGAUUACUACGACAUCGGGGCCAUGAGGUUUCCGAAUAUCCCCAUCAUGAAGCGCACAUUUGAGCUGUUCAAGAAGAUGAAGGUUCCUCAGCGAGAGUACUUUCUCCAAGGAAAAGGAUGCCCCCAACGCUUCAACGACUAUACCAUCAUCCCCGACCCAAACAAUCCUAACAAGCCGACUGACCCGUUCCGUGUCAGCGUGACAAACAAGGGAAACGUGCCGAAUGAUGUUGUGGAUAGGGUUGAUGAGAUCCUGAAUGGGAAAAAGGGGGGGAAUGAAGGUGUUUUCGAACCGUACAAAAAGGCGUUGAAAGCAGAUUGGAAAGAAGGCUUGAAAUUGCUGCAGACGGUUGAUGAGUACAGUACCCGUGAAUAUUUGAAGCAACGGGGCAAAAGCCUCAAACCGCCUGCAGGAUACGACUUGGCCUCGAUCCAGUGGAUGGAGACGAUGAACACUUCGAGUGGUCUGUUUGACCAGGGCUUUAGCGAGAGUGUAUUUGACGCGCUCGACUUUGACUAUGGCGAUGAAGAUGGAAAAAAUCGUGGAGAUAAUGAUAUCAAAUAUAGCUGGGUAUGCAUCGAGGGGGGAACCUCACUUCUGACGGACAAGAUGAAAAAAGAGAUCGGCGAGGGGAAGAUUCAACUGAAUAAACGAGUUGAUGCCAUCUCACUGGACCGUCACGCCGAAGAUAAAGUGAACAAUGUCUUCGUCCGGUGCAGCGACGACCCAAAAAAGACCACGGGGUAUGCCACCGUCUUCAACACGACUCCGCUGGGCUGUCUGCAACGCAUGGACCUGACCGGGUUGGAGCUGGACCAUGUGCAAAAGGACGCAAUCCGAUGUCUGCACUACGAUCAUUCAGUCAAGGUGGCCAUCAAGUUCAAGACCCCCUGGUGGAGGACCAAGUGCGGGAUUACCGAGGGAGGCAUCGCCUCAACCGACCUGCCCUUGCGCACCUGUGUCUAUCCAUCGUACAAUAUCAAGGAUGACCCCACCUCGUCCGCCGUCCUGCUUGUCUCGUACACCUGGGCCCAGGAUGCCUCGCGCAUUGCUGCCCUCGUCCGCAACGAAGACGGUGUACAGAAAAAGGUCGAUUCCGAACUGAUGCAGUUAAUCCUGUACAACCUCUUGCAGCUGCACCGCAAUGAUAAAAUAACUUCCAUCGAUGAUCUGCGAGCCGAAUACGACUCCCACCACGCCUUUUCCUGGGCUGACGAUCCGAGCGCCACGGGGGCGUUUGCCUUGUUUGGACCGGGCCAGUUCAAGCAGUAUUACUCGCAUCUCACUCGGCCAGCGGCAGAUUGCAAAUUCCACAUGGCGGGGGAGGCGUCGAGUACGCACCAUGCGUGGAUUGUAGGGUCAUUGGAGAGUGCGUACCGGAGUGUGUAUUACUUUUUGCGCAAGUAUAAGCAGUGGGACGCUAUUGAAGCUCUGAAAAAGAAAUGGGACAAGAUUCCUGAGUUGGAAAUGGAAGAGGAUGGAACGGCUCAUUUGCAGAUGUUUCUGGGAAGUCUGAAAGAAGAGGAUCAAGCGGUUUAGCUUUCUUGUAAAGCGUCAUCUUUGUGGUGUUUCCAGAUUAGCAUACCAGAUGGCUUGAUACAAUGAUAUUAGCUCAUG